Messenger RNA from Epinephelus moara (kelp grouper), 2628 nucleotides. RefSeq names its product G2/M phase-specific E3 ubiquitin-protein ligase-like. Gene Ontology annotation, molecular function: protein binding; ubiquitin-protein transferase activity. The record is from RefSeq and is a predicted model, not a curated record. NCBI's taxonomy places the organism in Eukaryota, Metazoa, Chordata, Actinopteri, Perciformes, Serranidae. The coding region runs from base 533 to 2323 and encodes 596 amino acids. Gene Ontology annotation, cellular component: nucleus. The transcript is spliced from 15 exons.
GGCAUGCAGUGAAUCACAUCAGCAGAGAGGGAGCAGGACAGAGGGCAGGAGGACAAAGGACAGGAGGACAGAGGGGGGAUCUAGUGGACGCAGGGCAAACCCUUUUUGGCAGACAAACCUUUUCCUCCUGUCAGGGCCAGAUAUUGAGGUUCUACCCCCCAGUUCAGAACUUGCUGAACUCUCCAAACUUGGAUUAGGACAACCUGUGCAUGAAUCCACAGAGGCUGGACAAACAAGGUCAAAGAUUGAGUUAAACUGGAGUUUAUCUGAAUUGAACAACUUUGUUUGCCAAAGCUACCCUCUUGUCAGUUUAAAUUUGGUAGGCUUUGAAUUGGCAAGGACGGGCAAAGGACGCAAGAUCCAGAAAUUACAAGUCAGUUCUGUGAGGGAGCUCAAACAAGCAGUUGGCAAAAGCAGAGUUUACAUUCUACCACGGGCUGCCAUAUUGCAGUUAACAUCACCACCCUCUGCCAGGUCCCAGAAUUCAUCCCCACCACUCUCCACAGCUCCAGCAGUAGAUGAGACCUCACAAAUGGCUGAAGAAAAUGUAGUUUCAGAUCAGGUGACACCUACAUCCUCUGCCAUAUCCCAGAAUUCAUUCCCACCACUCUCAACUGCCCCAGUACAAGAUGGGACCAUCCUUGUGGCUGAGAGUACCCAAGCUCAAAAUGUAGUUUCAGAUCAGGCUCUUCAAGAGUGGCGAGCAAUACAUGCCCAGCAAGACCAAGAAUAUAAUGAAACCUUGUUGGAGGACCAGGAAAAGGAGAUGAAGAAACGGGCUUAUCAGGCCUUUGAGGAAAGACGUCAAAAGGCUAUUCAAGCAAGACGUCAGCGAAUGGCGGCAUGUGAGGAACCCUCAGAUGGGGUGUCGUUAAAAUUUAAAUAUCCCAAUGGAUAUGUCAACAUGAGGAAAUUCUGCUUGUCUGAGACAAUUCAGGUUUUGUUUGACUUUGUUGGUCAACAUGAAAUGGCCAGUGAAAUCUUUAAGGUGCAGGAAGCCACAUCAUCAAGAUCAAUUGAGAGCAAUUCCUUUGGGUCAAUAAUGGAUCAUGACCUAAAAGCAUCCUCAACUCUAUAUGUACUUUGGCUUUCAAAUCAGGAUGUACAGGAUGUAGUCAUUAUUGUUGAUGAACAAGAGGAGCCAGUUUCACAAAAUCUGUCACCUGUAUCACAACAUCAACUGGGAGGACCUGUGGAUGAGACUGAUCUUCAAAACAUAUUGACAAAACUGGUCAGCAAAAUUGAUGAAAGCUUCUGUCCAACCAGCAACCAAAUAAAUGUGUGCAGGAAUAAUGUCUUGCUGUGUAGCCUGCGAGCAUUCAAACGUAGGAACUUCAACCCUGAAGCAAAAUUGGACGUUGUGUUUGUGGAUGAAGAUGGCAAUGGUGAAGGGGCAGUUGACGAAGGUGGCCCAACAAGAGAGUACCUAAGGCUGCUGAUGAGGGCCAUCCACCAGUCAAACAUCUUUGAGGGCCACGAGAAAGAUCGGCAGUUAUCUCUUGAUACUCAAGCUUUACAGACUAAUCUAUACACAUGGGUGGCAAAAAUGAUAGCUGUGUGCGUCGUUCAUGGAGGAGUUGGACCACAUUUCUUCUCUGAAAGGCUUUUCCAGCAGAUCUGUGGGAUACCAACAUCCCCCACCAUUGUAGAUGAAGUUUGUGACCAUACCUUCAGGCAACAGUUAAUCAAAAUACAGGAAGCGACAACGGUCCAAGAGGCAAACAGUGCCAUUGCAGAAGCAGCAGACAGUCUCAGCAUUAUAGGCGCCUUGAGACAUGUCUCCAACCUGAAGGAGAAGGACUCCCUUGUCCAGUCUGCUGCAGACUUUUUUGUCAAUGGAAGGAUGCAGACUGCCCUGGACCAGUUUGUCGAGGGGUUUAGAACCCUAGGAUUACUGGAGGAGCUUAGAGAGAAUCCAGCAGUGUUCCAUAGCAUGUUCGUCAGUGAGGAGAGGCCACUGCAGGCGAAGGACCUCUUCUCUCUAUUUGGAGUUGACUACUCUGUGCAGGGCAGCAACAACAGAGCCAAAGAAAACAGCACAAUAUGCUACUGGCGUGACUGGCUCAUUGAUGUCGAAGAAGGAGAAUGCAGUCCAAUCACACUUGAGAAGGUACUGGAGUUUAGCUCUGGAGCCUCAACGGUGCCUCCACUCGGAUUUCCACACCGUCCACAAAUUCACUUCAUCCACGAGGCCAACAGAGUGUUUCCAGAGGCCAACACCUGCCUCCUAAUCCUCCGCUUGCCCAUACAUAGUGAUUAUGAGGACUUCAGGAAAUACAUGAAGGAGGGCAUUCUGCAGGCCCCUACUUUUGGUGUUGUGUGAACAGUCUCUGAAAGCAACAGUUCACCUACAACAUGUGUCUAUGCAUUUAUGUUUUUCUUGCUACUGUUCCACUGUCACAUGUGACACAAAGAACUUCAUCAAAUACUGUUCCACCAAAAAAAACUGUUGCUGUGCAGAGUUUUGCGAUGUUUGUCAAAGUUUUAAAUAUGAUUUCAAACAGGCAUUUUAUAAUGUUUACAAAAUUGACCAUGUUUAUAUUAGGUACAACUUGUUGAGAGUUAAAAUUAAGUGUAGAACUGAACCGAAAUAAAUGGAUUGUUUAAACCUAGACCUGGGGUGUCAAA